AUGAGUCAACAACCAUCAGACCACUACAAGCGCAGCAUACAGGUGCCUGUUCAAGACAGCACUCAACGUGGUGUCCAGGUAUAUCCGGUCGAGCGCGGAAACGAGUUAUCGUAUCGUGAUCCGAGGGGUAGAACAAAUUCAUCAGUGACGGGUAGCACGCAUCCUCAACAAUGGCAUUCAGUGAGGCGCGAAUCCCCACAAGGCGCACCUCGUUCAGACCACCACGCAGCGCAACAUCAGAUGCUAGCCGAUGCAUACUUUCGAAAAGAGGAAGGAGGUGACUUCGAACGAGUUCCGUGGAGAGAAGGGGCUUCGCAGACUGCCGGGGAUUUUAUACCCAAGACUAACUCAUGCAUAUUCUUAACAGCCCACCACGCCCCCUUUCUUUCCUCACCGCCCACGACCUUUCAACCACUGCGGGACCGCCAGCACCAGGUCUUAACAUGGGAUCCAAACGCUCAAGAAAGGAGACAUUCUGAAUCAGGAUAUGAUCAUGCGCAUAGCUUCCAGCCACCUCCAGGAUCCCGUAGUGACACGACUUCAACUAUAUUGAGAGGUUCAGCUUCACCUAUGAACCGGGACUACGAGCACCACAGACCAUCGGCGGCCUCCAGACACCCUUCCGCGCAAUCUUUCGGCCCCUAUACCACUACAGUACUUCAGUCAGGAAGGAGUUCCGCCGCUCUUUCCGGCCCCGGCAAUCAUCGCCGUUCCCACUCGCCUUCACACACACCAUAUUCCUCACAGCAACAAUGCCAACAGGGCGCCCACAAUCCGGAGGCCGCAGUUCGCUCCACUGAAACCCAACAAUAUGUGGUUCCAUCCUCUCGUAUUCCCAGAGCUGAUUUAGCAUCUCACACUCCACCCGCUGGCUAUUAUGAUACGACGAGGGUAUCGCACAGUCCAGAGGAGUUGUCAGAAACAAAGCCAAAACGUCGUCGUGCCAACGCAGCACAGCUUAAACUCUUAAAUGAUACAUAUUCUCGGACUAUGUUUCCGACCACCGAGGAGAGAGCUGAUAUUGCCCGGCGCAUAAACAUGACUCCUCGCCAGGUGCAGAUUUGGUAA
This is a messenger RNA of Rhizoctonia solani, 1068 nucleotides long. Its product is annotated as homeobox domain protein. The coding region runs from base 1 to 1068 and encodes 355 amino acids. NCBI's taxonomy places the organism in Eukaryota, Fungi, Basidiomycota, Agaricomycetes, Cantharellales, Ceratobasidiaceae. The record is from RefSeq and is a predicted model, not a curated record. Gene Ontology annotation, molecular function: DNA binding. The transcript is spliced from 2 exons.